Molecule: messenger RNA, 969 nt
Organism: Wallemia ichthyophaga EXF-994
Lineage: Eukaryota; Fungi; Basidiomycota; Wallemiomycetes; Wallemiales; Wallemiaceae
Product: Guanine nucleotide exchange factor MSS4-like protein
Exons: 2
Coding region: 1-969 (322 amino acids)
Biological process (GO): small GTPase-mediated signal transduction
Cellular component (GO): cytoplasm
Molecular function (GO): guanyl-nucleotide exchange factor activity; aralkylamine N-acetyltransferase activity
Source: RefSeq, a predicted model, not a curated record
AUGUUUGAUGAUAAUUAUAUAAUCGAUAGGCUUGAGAAGGAGGAGGUAGCUGCUGCCUAUGAAAUUGAAGCUGCUUCCAGCGCAGACGAUGGAGACUUGGUUACAACCCACGAUCAACUAGAAUAUCGACAUAGAUACGCCUGUGAUUUGUUUCUGGGGAUUUUCUCGCAGCCACGCACCAAAGGUCUACUUGGAUACGUUUCAGGCACGCUUUCAAAUGACGAUGCACUGUCCACCGCACACGACCCAUCUGGCCACACAGUCUGUAUACACUCGCUAUCUGUGCAUCCACAGCACCGUGACAGCCACAUCCCCGAGAAGCUUUUCGCGGAAUACAUGCGCAGACUCGAUGAAUCGAGCUACAACAGGGCUGUAGUCCACGCACGCAAACAGCGCGUACCAUUCUUCGAGCAUUUCAAAUUCAAGCUUACCAAGGAGGCAGAAGAUGGCGAUAAACGCCAGAGUGAUUUGUUUGAGCUCGUCUAUGACAUCAUCCCGCAGAGACGACCUACACUCUCACAGGCGGAUAUACUCGCUGCUCUCAACAAACCACAACCAAAGCCGUCCCCUCUUACUCUCACCCCAUUCACUGAUCACAGCAGCUACGACGCGUUCGUCAGUGAGUUGAAAAAUUCACGUAACGCCCGCUGUCCUCGCGACGGAUGCAGGUCACUCGUCUUUCUCGCACGCGAAGCUGAACUGAAAGAUCUCGAUACUGUCCACCCACUCAGCAUACUCCUCCCAAACAAGGAGUUCUCUCACCCCUCUCUACCCCCACCACAUAUGACCAAAGCUUGGAGACUGCCUAGUCCAAUGUCUUUCGAAAACAUCACCUUCUCCAAAAUUGCUCCGGGAACUCCCGCCAACGUUUCCAAAUUUCUCGCCUGCGGUGAAUGCGAAAUCGGCAGUCUCGGCUGGGUCGACAAUUCAGGCUGCUGGAUAGACAUGAAGAGAGUUUUGUACGAAUAA